UUGAUAUUUAAUUUUGGAAAAUUUUUUAAAAUUACGACAGUGCAUAUGUCGAGCCUUGCCUACUCCAUAAAAUAUAAAUCAUAGAGUGAAAUGGUUUAUGACAUGUUGAUAAUAACAUGUAAAACUCAAAAUUCGCAAACAUCGGGCAAGACUGAUAAGUAUAAGGAAGAAAUCCUUGAAUUUGAACAUGUUCCAAAAUAUAUGAAAUGUGAACCUGCAGAUGAUGGAAAAAUAAAAAUGGAACCCUCAAAUCAUGUUAGAUAUAUGGACCUUUAUUUUGCUCGCGAUUCCUUUAUGAAUCAUCCAUUAGACCGUAAUUAUGGAACUAACCUUUCACUUAUUUUUUUAACACAUGGUGGAAUACGUGAAAAUAAAAAGAAAAUUCAAAAUCCACGAUGUGGUAAACGUAAAUUGAGGAAGGCAAGCGAUGAAUCUAAAUUUAUAUCCGGUCCGAAUGUAUUUACAGUUCCAUCAAUGUUGGGUGAAAAUGUCAUUGGAAAUGCAGAUGUUCCACAUACCCAUUCAAUAAAGGGUCGUUAUAGUCCAUUUUUCUACAACACAUUCAAUACUCCUUUUUCAAAUCCCUAUACUUCAAAAGUUAAUGUUGAUAAAAAAAGGGUGCAUAAGUGUUGUAGUCAUUCCCGUCAAACUGAGCAAUUGAAAGAUAUUCCAGGGCCAGGCACUAAUUACCAACAAAAAUAUAAUGCUCAUAAAAUAGCUAAAAAAAUAUCUUAUUCUGUAAUGAAUAAGCAAUACUCCAUUUGAGCGAUUUUUAUUCCUUAUUCGUUCUUGCAUGUAUUGACCUGAGGAACAUAGGAAAUCUAUUUAAUCAAUAUAUCUAUAUCUAU
Molecule: messenger RNA, 848 nt
Organism: Teleopsis dalmanni
Lineage: Eukaryota; Metazoa; Arthropoda; Insecta; Diptera; Diopsidae
Exons: 4
Coding region: 91-765 (224 amino acids)
Source: RefSeq, a predicted model, not a curated record